Chaetomium strumarium is the source of this 2448-nucleotide messenger RNA. RefSeq lists its product as uncharacterized. The transcript is spliced from 2 exons. Lineage: Eukaryota; Fungi; Ascomycota; Sordariomycetes; Sordariales; Chaetomiaceae. Gene Ontology annotation, molecular function: protein binding. The record is from RefSeq and is a predicted model, not a curated record. Bases 292 to 2211 code for a protein of 639 amino acids.
GUGCGCUCCAACGAGAGAGCCAAUGCGAGCGCGGGACGUCACUGGAAGCUGCAAGGUUCUUCAGGUGCUGUGCCGCAACUUAUGCCUCGAUUUGCAAAUCGCGUGCAACACGAUGACUCCAUGAGCCACCCCCGCUCAAUGCAAAGUUCUUGGACGGUUUUAUGACUUUUAUCCUAUAAGGAUUUCCGUCUUACGAGCAGAUGGGGGCCGCCCCGUCUGCCCACCUCCACAUUCCUCGCUUUUUCUAGCGUUGGCCGCGAGACAGGACGGGCAUUGGCAUUAUUACCUACCAUGACCCUGACCUCGUCCGAGAACCGUGCAGUAGCGCCCGCCUGGUCGGAGCCCUCAGGGACUGUGCUUUCGGUCUCGGCAGUGCCAGCGCCAGCGCCAACGCCGAUACCGCGCCGACAUCCCAACGCCAUGCCGGACAACGCGGUGCCGGAUGGGAAAUCCCGCACGCUGCAGGGCCCCUCGGCGAAGGAAUGGGCAAGACACCGCGAGACCAUCAUCGGCCUCUACCGGCAGUACCCGCUGAAGCGGGUAAGCGAGGUCAUGAAAAGGAACCACGGCUUCUCAGCCAGCAAGCGCAUGUACGACAAGCGGUUUCGGGAAUGGAAUGUCUUCAAGAAUGCCAACAGCGACGAGAGAGCGCGCGCUGCGCGGCGGGCUGAGUGCUCCGCCUCGGCCGUGGACCAGAGCGGUAGCCAGAACUUCAGCCAGGAGGACUUGCGCAAGACCAUCAAAUGCGCCAGGACCAUCCAGCAGGGAGUACGGAGACCACCACCGGCAUCGCCGGCAACAACCUCCGGAAGCAGUCCCGCCGGGGCCGAGACUAUCGCUCCUCCAUAUCACAACCGACAAGCUCGGCGGAGUAUCAGCAUCUCAGACCUAAUCAAGGAGGAAGAUGAGCCAGAGUGUUCCAACACCGCCCCGUUUCCUCCAUUUUCCUCGUUUCCCCCAAUCCCCCCUCAGGAGAAGUCCCCGCAAGCGGUAUUCUCACCUCCCAAUAGCCCAGGUAGCACACCACACUCAGCUUCAGGGUCUUCGGAUAAGAUGUUUCACGGCCAGAAGGACUCGGGCGCUCUCGUUGUGCCUGCUGCUUCCCAGGGACCGGGUCUGGCUGCCUACAGAGCCCAGCUACAUGAUCUGUUCAAGACCCCUCCCCCGUCCCUCUCCCCUGACGCCAGGACGCGCACGAUGAGUCUCAUCCAUAUGAAGCUCCUCGAGUAUUACGACUGGCAACUCAGCAACGUGCCGCAGGGUGUCCUUCCGGACGAUUAUCUGGGCCAUCGAACUUCUAAUGAAUCGAUAAGAUACUGGAACACCGUCAAGAAUGCGAUUUAUCUCGUCAAGAUCUCUACCGGAUCUAUGGAAGACCCGAAUCAGCGGCCUGACCGGCAGGCGUUGCCGGCGCUUGCUGAGGCCGGUCGGCUUGCGGCCCCAGCCAUGACGAGCCACCCAUUUGACUUCCUCCGGAACCUCUUCGCGACGCUGUCACCGGCGAACACCAGUGCGCGCCCGGAGCUCCGGAGCAUUCUCCUCCGAUUCCUCGCCAGCGAGGCUCAGACCAACCUCUCGCCUAACCACCCCAUCACCCAGAUCUGCAAGGAGCUUCAGGGUGACGAGGGUUGCCAGGAGAUCUCUCAGCACAGCCUGCAGUGCAUGCUCGAGAUCUUCAACAGCCGGCUGGGACGGUCCAGGGCCAUUACGUUCAAGCUCCUCGACUCGCUCGCUACGCUUCUCCGGCGCAGCGGCGAGUACCACGCUGGCUUGGAGAUCAUCACGGAGCUUCUCAAGUCGUCCCGCCCGGUAUUCGGGCCAGAGUCGGACCAGGUACGCACGGUAGAGAACGAACUGGCCCACUUCUACAUGCUGUCGGGCGACUCUGACCUGGCCCUCGGUCACUGUCUGUCCGUGGUCACACGGCCGCCGACUUCAACAUUUUCGGAGCUGCAGGAGGAGCCGGCGUUCUAUGAGGACGGGAUCGCUGCACACGCCAUGGAGGACAUUGCCGAGAUCCAUCAGCGCCGCGGCGACAUGGAGCAGUGCAUAACCUGGCUGGAACGCGCUGCUUCUAUUGCGCUGACCGUGUGGGGACCCAAAUCGGUCGCUACGAGCCAUCUCAUCGACAAGAUGACGACCUUGCAGCGGCAGUUUGGCAAGGACCUGUUGAGGAGUGCGACGCUGUGGGAGGCUGCGAUGGUGGAAUAGGCGGAGGGGAGGAGGUUGGAUUCCGGUGUCAAUUGGGAGACGGCUCAUCAGCGGACAUUCCUCAUGUCGUCAUUCUACAUUAAUCUCACGGUCACCCCGUUCGGGUGGGCAAAGCAUUUGAGGGGAGAGAGUCAACGGGCCAGGGUUCAUAAAAGUACGGUAUGUCCUCGUAUGUACAAUACAUACAUUAGUUCAACAUCACAACGGUCGUCGGCACGGCAGGUUGACCGAAAACAA